This is a messenger RNA of Mesoplodon densirostris (Blainville's beaked whale), 10944 nucleotides long. It is a transcript of the gene USP24, whose product is annotated as ubiquitin specific peptidase 24. The transcript has 68 exons. Gene Ontology annotation, molecular function: protein binding; cysteine-type endopeptidase activity; cysteine-type deubiquitinase activity. The record is from RefSeq and is a predicted model, not a curated record. Gene Ontology annotation, cellular component: cytosol; nucleus. Gene Ontology annotation, biological process: protein deubiquitination. NCBI's taxonomy places the organism in Eukaryota, Metazoa, Chordata, Mammalia, Artiodactyla, Ziphiidae. Bases 473 to 8341 code for a protein of 2622 amino acids.
GAGAACCCUCCCUCGCCUCCGCUCGGGCCUUACGGCGUCCCUUUCACCCUAGAGACGCUCCGCGGCGCAGCCCCUCCCUUACCGCCUCUAUUAAAAAAAGAAAGAAAGAAAGAAAAAUCACCCCCUAGCCCUCACCCGUGACCGGCGGGCCUCGCGGCCUCUCGUGCGGCUUCCGGGAGCGGAGGCGCGGCCCCGCGGGCCGGAGGAGGCGGAGGCGGAGGAGGAGGCCAACAUGGCGGCGCGCAGGGCUGGGCCGGGCCGCCGCAGCGCCUGAGCCCUCCACCGCUGUCGCUCGGCUCGGGGCGCCCACCCCCGCGCCCACCCUGGCCCGGCGGCCGCGGAGCGCGCAGAGCAGAAGUGCAGGGGCCCGCCCGGGCGCGGGGACGGCGCGGAGGCAGCGCCGUGCGGCCCGCCAGGCCCCGGACCCGCAGCUUCGCAGCCCGCCGGCUGGCGCAGCCCGGAGGCCCGAGCCAUGGAAUCGGAGGAGGAGCAGCACAUGACCACGCUGCUGUGCAUGGGCUUCUCGGACCCUGCCACCAUCCGCAAGGCCCUGCGCCUGGCCAAGAACGACAUCAACGAGGCCGUGGCGCUGCUCACCAACGAACGGCCGGGCCUCGACUACGGCGGCUACGAGCCCAUGGACAGCGGCGGCGGCCCCAGCCCCGGGCCCGGCGGGGGCUUGCGGGGCGACGGCGGCGGUGACGGCGGUGGUGGAGGCCCUUCCCGCGGCGGCAGCACCGGAGGCGGCGGCGGCGGCUUCGACCCCCCGCCCGCCUACCACGAGGUGGUGGACGCCGAGAAGAAUGAUGAGAACGGAAACUGCUCAGGGGAAGGAAUUGAAUUCCCUACAACAAAUUUAUAUGAACUGGAAAGCCGCGUUUUGACGGAUCACUGGUCCAUACCUUACAAGCGGGAAGAGUCACUAGGCAAAUGCCUGUUGGCGUCUACCUACCUAGCAAGACUUGGUCUUUCUGAGUCUGAUGAGAAUUGUAAAAGAUUUAUGGAUAGGUGUAUGCCUGAAGCAUUUAAAAAGCUGCUGACAUCAAGUGCUGUUCACAAGUGGGGUACUGAAAUUCAUGAAGGGAUCUACAACAUGUUGAUGCUAUUAAUAGAACUGGCUGCAGAGAGAAUAAAACAAGAUCCAAUUCCCACUGGUCUGCUGGCUGUGCUUACAAUGGCUUUCAAUCCUGAUAAUGAAUACCAUUUUAAAAACAGAAUGAAAGUAUCUCAAAGGAAUUGGGCAGAAGUGUUUGGAGAGGGAAAUAUGUUUGCUAUUUCACCUGUAUCUACUUUCCAAAAGGAGCCUCAUGGAUGGGUUGUGGAUUUGGUAAAUAAGUUUGGAGAAUUAGGUGGAUUUGCAGCAAUCCAGGCCAAGCUCCAUUCAGAAGAUAUAGAACUUGGGGCAGUAUCAGCACUGGUGCAGCCCUUAGGGGUGUGUGCAGAGUACCUCAACUCCUCAGUGGUACAGCCCAUGCUGGACCCAGUCAUCCUUACUACAAUCCAGGACGUGCGGAGCGUGGAAGAAAAGGACCUUAAAGAUAAGAGAUUGGUUAGCAUCCCGGAGCUCUUGUCUGCCAUUAAGUUACUUUGCAUGCGCUUCCAACCGGAUCUGGUGACCGUUGUGGACGACCUUCGACUAGACAUCCUACUGCGUAUGCUGAAAUCACCUCAUUUUAGCGCUAAAAUGAAUUCCCUCAAAGAAGUAACCAAACUAAUAGAAGAUAGCACUUUAUCCAAAUCUGUGAAGAAUGCUAUAGAUACAGACAGACUGUUAGAUUGGCUAGUUGAGAACUCAGUUCUGUCAAUUGCAUUGGAAGGCAACAUAGACCAAGCACAAUACUGUGAUCGUAUAAAGGGAAUUAUUGAACUCUUGGGCAGUAAAUUGUCUUUAGAUGAGCUGACUAAAAUUUGGAAGAUACAGUCAGGACAAUCAUCUACUGUGAUCGAGAAUAUCCAUACUAUUAUUGCUGCAGCAGCUGUCAAAUUUAAUUCAGAUCAGCUUAAUCAUUUGUUUGUUCUCAUUCAGAAGAGCUGGGAGACCGAGACCGAUAGAGUAAGACAGAAGCUAUUGAGCCUGAUUGGACGAAUAGGCCGGGAAGCUCGCUUUGAGACCACUUCUGGAAAGGUGUUAGAUGUACUCUGGGAACUGGCUCAUCUCCCAACGCUGCCGAGUAGCCUUAUUCAGCAAGCUUUGGAGGAGCACCUGACAAUCCUAAGUGAUGCGUAUGCAGUGAAAGAAGCAAUCAAGAGGACCUACAUCAUUAAGUGCAUAGAAGAUAUUAAAAGGCCUGGAGAAUGGUCAGGUUUGGAAAAAAACAAGAAGGAUGGAUUCAAGUCAUCUCAACUUAAUAAUCCCCAGUUUGUAUGGGUAGUACCAGCUUUGCGUCAGCUACAUGAAAUCACCCGCUCAUUCAUAAAACAAACCUAUCAAAAGCAAGACAAGAGCAUUAUUCAAGACUUGAAGAAAAAUUUUGAAAUAGUGAAAUUGGUAACAGGAAGUUUGAUAGCUUGUCAUCGGCUUGCAGCAGCCGUGGCUGGACCUGGAGGCUUAACUGGUUCAACACUAGUGGAUGGCCGAUACACUUAUCGGGAGUAUUUAGAGGCCCAUCUAAAAUUUCUGGCAUUUUUCUUGCAAGAAGCUACUCUGUAUCUGGGUUGGAAUCGUGCCAAGGAAAUCUGGGAGUGUCUUGUGACUGGCCAGGAUGUUUGUGAAUUAGAUAGAGAGAUGUGUUUUGAAUGGUUUACAAAAGGGCAGCAUGAUCUUGAGAGUGAUGUUCAGCAGCAGCUCUUCAAGGAGAAGAUUCUUAAAUUGGAGUCGUAUGAAAUCACCAUGAAUGGUUUUAACUUAUUUAAGACUUUUUUUGAAAAUGUGAAUCUCUGUGAUCAUCGAUUGAAAAGACAAGGAGCUCAAUUGUAUGUAGAAAAGCUGGAAUUGAUAGGAAUGGAUUUCAUUUGGAAAAUAGCCAUGGAAUCACCUGAUGAAGAAAUUGCUAAUGAAGCUAUUCAGUUAAUCAUAAACUACAGUUACAUUAAUCUAAAUCCUAGGUUAAAGAAGGAUUCUGUAUCAUUACAUAAGAAAUUCAUUGCUGAUUGCUACACAAGAUUAGAAGCAGCCAGUUCAGCACUUGGUGGCCCCACUCUGACACAUGCUGUGACCAGAGCAACAAAGAUGCUUACAGCAACUGCCAUGCCAACUGUAGCCACGUCAGUCCAGUCUCCAUACAGAUCCACUAAACUUGUAAUAAUUGAGAGAUUGCUGCUUCUGGCAGAACGCUAUGUGAUCACUAUAGAGGAUUUUUACUCUGUUCCCCGAACUAUUCUACCUCAUGGUGCCUCAUUCCAUGGACAUCUUUUAACUCUUAAUGUUACUUAUGAGUCUACCAAAGAUACCUUCACUGUAGAGGCUCACAGUAAUGAAACCAUAGGGAGUGUCCGGUGGAAGAUAGCCAAGCAAUUGUGUUCUCCAGUGGAUAGUAUACAGAUAUUUACAAAUGAUAGUCUGCUGACAGUGAAUAAAGAUCAAAAGCUCCUCCACCAGCUGGGCUUUUCUGAUGAGCAAAUCCUCACAGUAAAGACUUCUGGCAGUGGGACCCCGUCUGGGAGCUCCGCAGAUUCCUCAACCAGCUCCAGCAGCAGCAGCAGUGGGGUGUUUAGUUCAUCAUAUGCCAUGGAGCAGGAGAAAUCCCUCCCUGGUGUUGUGAUGGCGCUUGUGUGUAAUGUAUUUGACAUGCUUUACCAGCUGGCCAAUCUAGAGGAGCCAAGGAUAACUCUACGAGUACGAAAGCUUCUGCUCUUGAUACCCACUGAUCCAGCCAUUCAGGAAGCCCUUGAUCAACUUGAUUCUUUAGGAAGAAAGAAAACAUUGCUGUCUGAAACAAGUGCUCAGUCUUCAAAAUCUCCAUCCCUCUCUUCCAAGCAGCAGCAUCAGCCAAGCGCCAGUUCAAUUUUAGAAAGUCUGUUUCGAUCUUUUGCUCCAGGAAUGUCCACCUUCAGAGUGCUCUACAACUUAGAAGUUCUAAGCUCCAAACUCAUGCCAACAGCUGAUGAUGACAUGGCAAGAAACUGUGCAAAAUCCUUUUGUGAGAACUUCCUCAAAGCAGGAGGUUUGAGUUUGGUUGUAAAUGUCAUGCAGAGGGAUUCCAUCCCAUCAGAAGUAGACUAUGAAACAAGGCAGGGAGUUUAUUCCAUCUGCCUACAACUUGCAAGAUUUUUACUUGUGGGACAAACAUUGCCAACAUUAUUAGAGGAAGACCUCACCAAAGACGGCAUAGAAGCACUUACUUCUCGCCCGUUCCGAAAUGUCAGCCGGCAGACAAGCAGGCAGAUGUCCUUAUGUGGUACCCCAGAAAAGUCAUCCUACCGACAGCUGUCAGUGUCUGACAGGUCUUCCAUUAGGGUUGAGGAAAUCAUCCCUGCUGCUCGAGUCGCAAUACAAACAAUGGAAGUCAGUGAUUUCACGUCUACUGUGGCUUGUUUCAUGAGAUUGUCAUGGGCUGCAGCUGCAGGACGGCUCGACCUCGUUGGGAGUAGCCAACCAAUUAAAGAAAGUAAUUCUCUGUUUCCUGCUGGAAUUCGAAACAGACUCAGCAGUUCAGGAAGCAAUUGCAGCUCUGGAAGUGAAGGGGACCCGGUAGCCCUGCACGCAGGCAUCUGUGUGCGACAGCAGUCCGUGUCCACCAAAGACUCACUGAUUGCUGGAGAGGCUUUGUCUCUUCUUGUUACGUGCUUGCAGCUUCGGAGCCAACAACUGGCAUCUUUCUAUAACUUGCCCUGUGUUGCUGAUUUUAUCAUUGAUAUUCUGCUUGGAUCACCAAGUGCUGAGAUUCGCCGUGUUGCCUGUGAUCAACUGUAUACUCUUAGUCAGACAGAUACUUCAGCCCAUCCAGAUGUGCAGAAGCCAAAUCAGUUUCUCCUAGGUGUGAUUCUCACUGCUCAGCUGCCUCUCUGGUCCCCAACUAGUAUUAUGCGAGGAGUCAAUCAGAGACUGUUAUCCCAGUGCAUGGAGUAUUUUGAUCUGAGGUGCCAAUUAUUAGAUGAUCUGACAACUUCAGAAAUGGAGCAGUUAAGAAUCAGCCCAGCUACCAUGCUCGAAGAUGAGAUUACUUGGCUGGAUAACUUUGAACCUAAUCGCACAGCUGAAUGUGAGACCAGUGAAGCAGAUAACAUCUUAUUGGCAGGACACUUACGGCUCAUCAAGACCCUUCUUUCACUCUGUGGGGCAGAAAAGGAAAUGCUUGGUUCAUCACUCAUUAAACCAUUGUUAGAUGACUUCCUUUUCCGAGCUUCUAGAAUUAUUUUAAAUAGUCAUUCUCCAGCUGGCAGUGCCGCCAUCAGUCAACAGGACUUUCAUCCAAAAUGUAGUACAGUGAAUAGCCGAUUGGCAGCCUACGAAGUCCUUGUAAUGCUGGCUGAUAGCUCACCUUCAAAUCUUCAAAUUAUUACAAAAGAACUACUUUCUAUGCAUCAUCAACCUGAUCCUGCUCUUACCAAGGAGUUUGAUUACCUUCCCCCAGUGGAUAGCAGGUCCAGCUCAGGGUUUGUGGGACUGAGGAAUGGUGGCGCUACAUGUUACAUGAAUGCAGUCUUCCAGCAGCUGUAUAUGCAACCUGGUCUCCCGGAGUCAUUACUUUCAGUGGAUGAUGACACGGACAAUCCAGAUGAUAGUGUAUUCUACCAAGUGCAGUCUCUCUUUGGGCAUUUGAUGGAAAGCAAGCUGCAGUACUAUGUACCUGAGAACUUUUGGAAGAUUUUCAAGAUGUGGAACAAAGAACUUUAUGUGAGAGAACAACAGGAUGCAUAUGAAUUCUUCACCAGUCUCAUCGAUCAGAUGGAUGAAUAUCUCAAGAAAAUGGGGAGAGACCAAAUUUUUAAGAAUACUUUUCAGGGCAUCUAUUCUGAUCAGAAGAUCUGUAAAGACUGUCCUCACAGCAGAUAUGAGCGCGAGGAAGCUUUCAUGGCUCUCAAUCUAGGAGUUACUUCCUGUCAGAGUUUGGAAAUUUCUUUGGACCAGUUUGUUAGAGGAGAAGUUCUAGAGGGAAGUAAUGCAUAUUACUGUGAAAAGUGUAAAGAAAAGAGAACAACAGUGAAAAGGACCUGUAUUAAGUCGUUACCUAGUGUCUUGGUCAUCCACCUGAUGAGAUUUGGAUUUGACUGGGAGAGUGGACGCUCCAUUAAAUAUGAUGAACAGAUAAGGUUUCCCUGGAUGCUAAACAUGGAGCCUUACACAGUUUCAGGAAUGGCUCGCCAAGAUUCAUCUUCGGAAGUUGGUGAAAACGGGCGAAAUAUGGAUCAGGGAGGUGGAGGAUCUCCACGAAAAAAAGUUGCCCUCACAGAAAACUACGAACUUGUCGGUGUCAUUGUACAUAGUGGGCAGGCACAUGCAGGCCACUACUAUUCCUUCAUCAAGGACAGGCGGGGAUGUGGAAAAGGAAAGUGGUAUAAAUUUAAUGACACAGUUAUAGAAGAAUUUGACCUAAAUGAUGAGACCCUAGAGUACGAAUGCUUUGGAGGAGAAUAUAGACCAAAAGUUUAUGAUCAAACGAACCCAUAUACUGACGUACGCCGAAGAUACUGGAAUGCCUAUAUGCUCUUCUACCAAAGGGUGUCUGAUCAGAACUCUCCUGUGUUACCAAAGAAAAGUCGAGUCAGCGUUGUGCGGCAGGAAGCUGAGGAUCUCUCUCUGUCAGCACCAUCUUCACCAGAAAUUUCACCUCAGUCAUCUCCUCGGCCCCAUAGGCCUAACAAUGACCGGCUCUCUAUUCUAACCAAGCUGGUUAAAAAGGGCGAGAAGAAAGGACUAUUUGUGGAGAAGAUGCCUGUUCGCAUAUACCAGAUGGUGAGAGAUGAAAACCUCAAGUUUAUGAAGAAUAGAGAUGUGUACAGUAGUGAUUAUUUCAGUUUUGUUUUGUCUUUAGCAUCAUUGAAUGCUACUAAAUUGAAGCAUCCGUACUAUCCUUGCAUGGCAAAGGUGAGCUUACAGCUUGCCAUUCAGUUCCUUUUUCAAACUUAUCUACGGACAAAGAAAAAACUCAGGGUUGACACUGAAGAAUGGAUUGCCACUAUUGAAGCAUUACUUUCAAAAAGUUUUGAUGCUUGUCAGUGGCUGGUUGAAUAUUUUAUUAGUUCUGAAGGACGAGAAUUGAUAAAGAUCUUCUUGUUGGAGUGCAACGUGAGAGAAGUACGUGUUGCUGUGGCCACCAUCCUGGAGAAAACCCUAGACAGUGCCUUGCUCUAUCAGGAUAAGUUAAAGAGCCUUCAUCAGUUACUGGAGGUACUACUUGCUCUGUUGGAUAAAGAUGUUCCUGAAAAUUGUAAAAACUGUGCUCAGUACUUUUUCCUGUUCAACAGUUUUGUACAAAAGCAAGGAAUUAGGGCUGGAGAUCUUCUUCUGAAGCAUUCAGCUCUGCGACACAUGAUCAGCUUUCUCCUAGGGGCCAACCGGCAGAACAGUCAGAUACGUCGAUGGAGUUCGGCCCAAGCACGAGAAUUUGGGAACCUUCACAACACAGUGGCGUUGCUUAUCUUGCACUCAGAUGUCUCUUCCCAAAGAAACGUUGCUCCGGGUGUAUUUAAACAACGGACGCCUAUUAGCAUUGCCCCCUCGAGUCCCCUGCUGCCCCUCCACGAGGAAGUCGAAGCUCUCUUGUUCUUGUCUGAAGGGAAACCUUACCUGUUAGAGGUAAUGUUUGCUCUGCGAGAGCUGACAGGCUCACUGCUGGCGCUCAUUGAGAUGGUGGUGUACUGCUGUUUCUGUAACGAGCAUUUCUCCUUCACCAUGCUGCAUUUCAUUAAGAACCAACUAGAAACAGCUCCACCCCAUGAGUUAAAGAAUACGUUCCAACUACUUCAUGAGAUGUUGGUCAUUGAGGAUCCCAUACAAGUGGAGCGAGUCAAAUUUGUGUUUGAGACAGAAAAUGGAUUACUAGCUCUGAUGCACCACAGUAAUCACGUGGACAGCAGUCGCUGCUACCAGUGUGUCAAGUUUCUUGUAACUCUUGCUCAGAAGUGUCCUGCUGCUAAAGAAUACUUCAAGGAGAACUCCCAUCACUGGAGUUGGGCUGUACAGUGGCUGCAGAAGAAGAUGUCAGAACAUUACUGGACACCGCAGAGUAAUGUCUCUAAUGAAACAUCAACUGGAAAAACCUUUCAGCGAACAAUUUCAGCUCAGGACACAUUAGCAUAUGCCACAGCUCUCCUGAAUGAGAAGGAGCAGUCGGGAAGCAGUAACGGGUCGGAGAGCAGUCCUGCGAAUGAGAACGGAGAGAGGCACUUACAGCAGGGUUCUGAAUCGCCCAUGAUGAUCGGCGAGUUAAGAAGUGACCUGGACGAUGUCGAUCCCUAGGGGACGUGCCCAGCACAUGAUGAGAAGUCACGUCACGGUUACUAGAUGCUCAGGACCUUUUUGCAAUCAGAAUCUCACCCUUGAACCCUUUGGAAGAGCCUGGAGGCUGGACCAGGAGAGCCUGCCGUGACGGGAGGAGCACGUGUUUUAAGGAAAGCACUCUUCAGCCCCCGGGAAGGCCUGGGAGCUGUUUGGCAGCAGAAGAACUCCGGCCUGUGGAUCCGCUGACCCCCGGGGCACAGUCCGUAUGUGGAUUGACACAUUUGUGGAGAUUUUAGGAAAUAAAGCCGGUGGUAGACUGUUUUGUUACAUGAACAUAACAAGAGUGAGUGAGGAUAAAGCUAUUGCUUUCUCUGUGAUGCUACAAAAGAAAUUCCUUUGGUUUUUAUAUUUAAAAAAAAAAAAAGCAAGCUGCCUUUAGAUGAGUGCGGGCAAAUUUUUAAUCUUGCAGUAACAUUGAAUAGGAAUAUCCAAUUUAAAAUGGUGUAAAGAUAUGUGAUAAAAAUUCCUUUUCACUGUAAAAUAGUAGUUAAAGAAUUCAGUUUACACAGACCUUUGUAUUUAAUAUGUCUCCCUAUUUGUAUAGAAUUUCAGGUUGGUCUGGAUGAGAGCUCUGCGCAUAAACUUGGAUCUUGAUGAAAUGUUACCAGGAUCAAAAAUUGGGAAAUUAAGCUCUUUAAGGUAUUUUUCUGAUAUAAUUGAGAUUGAAAGAGCAAUAAAAAAAAAAAAAAUGCUGUGUUCUCCAGAAGUACACGCUGCGUUCUUUGACAUCAGUUACUGAAGAAGUUGCGAGUUGUUCCCAAAACGAAUUUUAAAAAGAGCAAAAUAAAAAGCACUUUAAGAUAUAAUUUUAUUGAGUUUGACUUAAUAAAAUCAUCUUUUUAAUGCUUGGAGACAUAUUGAAUAAACUGUAGUCUUAAGUCAUGUGACCUACAAUCAUUUGCUUUUGCUGAAAAAUAAUUACGGAAACCCUUGGUACUGGUUGUAUAUGAAGUUUAAAUAUUUGAGUUGAAAGACACUGCUUUGUGAGUUUCUAGACAUUUUAAUGCAGAGAAGGAAUUUGAGACUUAGUUUCUCCUCAGCAUGACUAACUGACACUAAAAAGAUGGGGACAAGAAAUAACUAGUAAGCAACUGAACAACCAUCCAUUUAGUUGUGUUUCCCAAGUCUUGUACCUUGCACUCAUUUCAGGUUAGAUGCCACAUCCCCCUUUUUCUGGAGGGGAGGGGGGAUGCCAACAUAUCUCAUAUACUUUGUGUGUUUUUGGGUUUUGAGUCACUACACACAUUUUCAACCCUGUUUGCCUUUAGUUGUGUGCCCUGCCUUGUCCUGUGCUCUCCAUGCACAGGACUAAGGGAGCCUCAGGAAGAGCCGAGUGGCCCCAGUCAUAGAUCUGCAGAGUCAGAGAGGCUCAGUGGACCCGUGACAGGACAGAUAGCUGCUCCCAGUGCGCACCGCAGACCCUGUCAUCUCACGGUCCAAGGUUCAAGUUACGGUGCAGCCGGGCUGCAGUUUGUGAUUGCGUGACAGGCUGGUGGUGGCUUCUGUCAAAAGACACUGAGGAGGUGGAGGGCCGACACCUAAGAGCAGAGCUGCACCCCAGAGGAAGGGUCAGAGGCAGCCGGCAGAUUUUAUGUGGUUCUGAUGUUCUUGCAAAUUCAAGUGUGAUGUUUCAAACCGGAUUUUGAGCACAUGAAUACCCCAUGUCCCACUAUCUCCCCAGCCGUCCCCUCCAUCCCCAUCCUCACAAAGCGACCCCACAGGGCGUGACGCUGAAAUGCCAGCUGUGAUAAAGCGUGAUGAUACCACGCUGGCAGCUGCGCUCUCAGGAGCCCAGAUUCAGGAGUGAGAUUGCCACUUCUGUCCCCUCUUUCCUAUGGAAACAAUGCCUUCCACAACCCCCAGCACCUGCUCCCUCACGGUCGUGUUCCUCAGGACCAGCAUCACCUGUCGCUGAUGUUAGGCGCCCUGGUUGAUUUGCUCAUGUUGCUGCGAGGAACAUCACGUUCACGUUGCCAGUAACCUUGAUUUCCAAUGGCUGCAGUCUACGAACCUGCUGAUGACUUUCUUUUGAUGUCAUACAACAAAGUGACAAUUACGACAGGCUUGCUUUGGAAGAAGGGUCAUUUUUACUGCCAAUUUUUUUGGAUGAAGAUGUUUUUAUAAAUCUUUCAAAAUGGUCUGCAAAUCGAAUAGGAAUUGCACAACUGAACUCAAUGCUGUGUGUUCUCAAGAAGCUCCCUUCGUGAGGCCCUUCUUAGGACGGCCGAAUCAGCCCCUUAGAGGCGUCCUGGGAGAGAACGCAAAUGAGCCUUCCGAAGGGUACCUGGCCUGUGACUUCCCCUGGAUCCCACACACGGCCGUGACAGAACAAACGCGGGCCUAGAGCACGUGUCACCAGACUCACCCUGUCUUGCUCCACCCUCCCUGCUAACAUCGAGGUGUGUGCCGUUACCUUCUGAGCUUGGAACGAGCAGACUGGAAUUUUCCUCUGCUACCUCUUGUGUACAAAAUCUUGUUUAUAAAAUUUCAAAAGGAAGUAGAUAAACUAGGGAAGAAACUUAAUUCUAAAUUUGGUUCACUGAGUGGCACUUCUUAGCUUC